AUGAAGUCCCCAGCUGUUCUGGCCACGGCCGCUCAACUCUCGGCCGUCCUGGCCGCCGUCGUCCCGGCUCCCCAGCAGCCGAGCACCAAAACGGUUUUGCUCGCGGAAACGACGAUUACGGUUGGCCCGCCGUCGGCUUUCGCGGCUUCUGCUCCCCCAUCGAAGCAUCGCUUGUCUCCCGCUCCGCCCUUCUCGACUUUCGCUCGCGUUCCCAAUGGCUCCGUCACCCUGACCCUCCGCGGUAGCAGCACUAUUAUCGUCCCGCAGUACACCGGAACUGAUCCGGCGUCUCAGCGCAAUGCUACUGCUGCUGCUACGGCUAGUGCCGGUCGCGGAGCUCGUCCUCAUGGUCCUUUGAUUCCUCGCGGCGAUGGUGGUGACGAUGGCGCUGAUGGGGACUCUGGCGCUCAAGACGACAACAAGGGCGCUCAAAACGGCGACCAGGGUGCUCAAAAGAACAACGACCAGGGCGCUCAAGGUGAUGGCCAGGGCGCUCAAGGCAAUGACUGGGACGUUCAAAACGACGACCAGGGCGGUCAAGGCAAUGACUGGGGCGCUCAAUUCAAUGGCUAUGGCGGCCAAGGUAAUUAUUACGGCGCUCAAUUCAAGGGCUAUGGCGGUCAAGGCAACGCCCACGAUGGUCAAGGCAACAACUGGGGCGCUCAAGGUGAUGACGAGGGCGCUCAAGGCAACGACUGGGACGUUCAAAACAACGACGAGGGUGCUGAGAAGAACAACGACCAGGGCGCUCAAGGCAAUGGCGAGGGUGCUCAAAAGAACAAUGACCAGGGUGCUCAGAAGAACAAUGACCAGGGCGCUCAAGGUGAUGACUGGGCCGCUCAAGAGAACAACAACCAGGGCGCUAAGAACAACAACGAGGGCAAUGGCCAGGGCGCUCAGAAGAACAAUGAUCAGGGAGCUCAGAAGAACAACGAUCAAGGCGCUCAAGGCAAUGACUGGAGCGUUCAAGAGAACAACGACCAGGGCGCUCAAGGCAAUGACUGGAGCGCUGAAGGGAACAACGACCAGGGCGCUCAAGGCAACAACUGGGGCGCUCAAGGUGAUGACGAGGGCGCUGAAGGCAAUGACUGGGACGUUCAAAACAACAACGAGCAGGGCGCUAAGAACAACAACGAGGGCAAUGGCCAGGGCGCUCAGAAGAACAACGAUCAAGGCGCUCAAGGCAAAUCUGGCGCUCAGGGCAACGAACAGGGCGCCCAGGGCAAAAACCAAGGCGGCGAAAACAACAACAACAAGGGCGCUGCUCAGAACAACGCUAAAGGCAAUGGCAACGGCGCUCAGGGCAAAUCUGGCGCUCAGGGCAACGACAAUGGCGUUCAGAAGAACGAACAUGGUGCCGAAGGCAAUGACAACAACAACAACAACAAGGGCGCUCAGGGCGGCGAACAAGGCGCUCAAGGCAAGGACAACGACAACGGUGCUCAAAACGGACACGGUGCCCAAGGGGAUGACGACGACAACGACAACAACAACAACAACAACAACAACAAGGGCGCUCAAGACAACGACAACGGUGCUCGUGCUAGCACUACUGUUCACCCUAAAUUCAGAUUUGGUGCCGUAUAUGGUGACGCUUCUGCCACUUUCACUGGCUUUGCCACUCCCACAGGUGUUAUCCCUGCUCGCUUCGGCCAUGGCCCCUUUGCUGGUUUCUUUUCUGCCCUGAACCCCUGGGCUAAAGGCUCUGGCACAGCUCCCGCUGAUUUCGGCACUUUGACUGUUGCCCCUAGCGCGUUCCCCACCGGCGAUGUUGCUUCCUACAAAGCUGCUGCCAGCGAAGCUGCUGCAUACUGGGCUGGCAACGAGGCUGCUGGCAAUGAAGCUGCCAAUGAAGUUGGCAAAUGGGUUGACAACAACCAAGGUGGUGCCAAUGCUUUUUCCAGCGGGGCCGGUAACGAGGAGGCCUUCAAGGCUGCUGCUACCUGGGCUGCCAACCAUGGAGGUGCUAAUGCGGGUGCUGGACUCAACACGCCUUAUUCCUCCGUCACUCGCACCGCCACUGCCUUUGCCACCAGCACUACCACCACCACCCCUGAGGCCUACGGUAACGGCCACGGCGCUCAAACCCCUGUCUCUUCCGUGUCUGCUUCCGGUUACGGUUCGUCUGCUUCCGGUUAUAGUUCAUCCGCUUCCGGUUACAGCUCGCCCGCUUCCAGCUACAGUACCCCCGUUUCCAGCUACAGCGCAUCGACUCCUGCCUAUAGCACGCCUGUCUACAGCUCUUCUUCCUACAGCACUCCUGCCUAUAGCUCUUCUGCCUACAUCACUCCUGUCUACAGCACUCCUGUCUACAGCACUCCUACGCCAAUCUACAGCUCAUUUACUGGCUAUAGUUCAUCGACUUCUGGCUACAGUACCCCUACGGAAAGCUUCAGUGUCUCUACUCCUAACUAUGGCACUCCCUCGGCAGGCGUCUCCACCCCUUCCCCUAGCUACAGUGCUGGUGCCGGAAAUGGUGGCAGCGCUAACGCUGAGUCUUCCACUUCCAAAUCUGACAUUGCUGCGCCUUCAGCUAAAGCUGCUAGCGUGACGGGCGAGUUCACUGCCGCUGCUACUAAGCAGUACACUUGCGCUUCCGCUGGGCUUCUGGUCGCGGCGCUUGCCCUGAUGGUUCUGUGA
Messenger RNA from Aplosporella prunicola CBS 121167, 2640 nucleotides. RefSeq lists its product as uncharacterized. NCBI's taxonomy places the organism in Eukaryota, Fungi, Ascomycota, Dothideomycetes, Botryosphaeriales, Aplosporellaceae. The transcript has a single exon. The record is from RefSeq and is a predicted model, not a curated record. The coding region runs from base 1 to 2640 and encodes 879 amino acids.